Cokeromyces recurvatus is the source of this 733-nucleotide messenger RNA. RefSeq lists its product as uncharacterized. The transcript has a single exon. The record is from RefSeq and is a predicted model, not a curated record. Lineage: Eukaryota; Fungi; Mucoromycota; Mucoromycetes; Mucorales; Mucoraceae. Bases 453 to 722 code for a protein of 89 amino acids.
CUGCAUUUGACAUAGGUAACUAGAGGAUAGGAUCGAUACCUAGGGUAGGGCAGCAGCCCAGGUCUUAACACAUGUUCUCUCAAUAUUUAUUAAUGGCCCACCAGACUACUCUACCGAAGGCAGCUAUGUCCAUGGUUAUCUUUCACCAUUAUUGACCACUGUCUUUGGUUCUGAUCCCCUGUUGAAUAUGAAAUGGGCUAAUGGCCAAUUAAAAACAAUGAUUCCAAAGCAUACAAACCAGACUUUUUGGUUUGCAAUCUUUCAGGUAGUGUGAAGCAUGUUGUGUUGAAUUCCGUAUUUAAAUCUGUAGAUCAAAAUUCUUAUGUAGAAUCUGACUUGGUAAAGCUUGCCAAGCAAAUGAGAUUUACUAUGACAAUUUGGUUUCGAGCGGUAUUGUUGAACCAAAGGUGUACGGUAUUCAUUGUGAAGGCAAUGAUUUACAUACGUAUGUCAUGAAUCUCGAUUCUCCCAAGGUCUACAGAAUGAUCAGUAUUACCAAGUUGAAGCUCUUUGGAAAAUUGGACCAGAUCACUUUCCUCCAUAGCAUCCUUACACAUUUGAUUUGUCUAAAGAACGUUGCUCAUGAAAGUGCGCUAAAAAUUGAAACUGCUGUUAUAUCUAGCUGCGCUACUUUGAAACGCCCUGCUCCCUGCCCACUUUUGCAUUGGUUGUUCAACGAUUCUUUUGUUCUGUCCCGUGCAACCAAGAUACAGAAGAAAUGAAUGCUCUUGUU